Messenger RNA from Diabrotica virgifera virgifera (western corn rootworm), 1779 nucleotides. RefSeq names its product ribosome-recycling factor, mitochondrial (gene mRRF1). The record is from RefSeq and is a predicted model, not a curated record. Bases 849 to 1628 code for a protein of 259 amino acids. Lineage: Eukaryota; Metazoa; Arthropoda; Insecta; Coleoptera; Chrysomelidae. The transcript has 4 exons. Gene Ontology annotation, biological process: translation. Gene Ontology annotation, cellular component: mitochondrion. Gene Ontology annotation, molecular function: ribosomal large subunit binding.
UUCGAGCUUCCGUUAGAUGUUGUAUAAUUCGUGUAUAAUAUUACUAUACACGGAUUAUAGGACAUAUGACAGAAGCUCAAAACAAAUGACUGUGAAUGAAAAGCCCUAUAGAGGGAACACGAAAAAAAUUAACAUUAUCCGAUCAGCUCGACUUUCACAGUUCACUACUAUACAAGUUACAGGCAUGUUUUCAGCACUUUUUUUUUUAUUAAUGGCUUUGACAUAGCCAAUUAGCCAUUUUCAGCACUUAAAAUCACCAAAAACGAAAAGUUUAUAAAAUAAUCAAUCUAAUGAAUGUCUUUAAAUACUAUAUUAAGCUCAAAAUCACGAUAAAAAACAAAUUAAAAUUAACAUUAUUCUGAUCAGUUGGACUUCCACAGUUCACUACUAUACAAGUCACAGGCAUGUUGUCAGCACUCAAAAUCACCAAAAACGUAAAGUUUAUAAAAUAAUUAAUCCAAUGAAUGUCUUUAAAUACUAUAUUAAGCUCAAAAUCACGACAAAAAACAAAUUAAAAUUAACAUUAUUCUGAUCAGUUGGACUUCCACAGUUCACUACUAUACAAGUCACAGGCAUGUUGUCAGCACUCAAGAUCACCAAAAACGUAAAGUUUAUAAACUAAUUAAUCUAAUGAAUGUCUUUUAAUACUAAAUUAGCUAAAAAAUCACGACGAAAAACAAAUACGAAAAAUCAAAAAUUACAUUGAGUUUAGGUUAAGAACGGUUUUGUGUGCCAACCAAAGAUCACGUGAUUUAACUUUGACAGGUCGAUGGAUUCCCUAAUUCUGGAUUUCUUAAAUUUUCAUUUAAAAGUGUGGUUAUACAACCGGUUUAUGGAAUAAAACUAAAAUGCUUGUAUUCAGAACUUUAAAAAUGUUUCCAUUAAUAGUUAUUAAGCCAAUAUGUCUUCAAACAACAAGUAGAACACUUAGUAAUUUACCGAAUAUAGCACAUAAAAGUUUACUCCAAACACACAACUUUUCCCAGCUUCAAACAACCAGAAAUUAUGCAAAAGGAAAGGACAAGAAGAAAGAAAAAGGUAAAGGAAAAGUGUUUAUCAAUGAAAACCAACUUACAGAGAUCCUGAAUGUAGAUUCCAUGAAAAAACAAAUGGAAAAACCUUUGGUCCAGUUGAAGGAAGAUUUUAUUAAACACUUAUCACUUCGAUCAACAACAGGUUCCAUUGAUAUGAUCCCUGUUUCACUCGAAGGAAAAGAACACACCCUUCAAGAACUUGCUCAAAUUGUCCGUAAAAACCCCAAAACCAUAGUGAUCAAUAUGUCAAUGUUCCCACAAGCUAUUCCAGCAGCUCUGAAGGCUUUAGAGAAGUCCGGAAUGAAUUUAAAUCCACAACAGGAUGGAACUACCUUGUAUAUUCCCAUUCCCAAGGUAACAAAGGAACACAGAGAAGGCUUAGCCAAGAGUGCCAAGCAAUUUUUCGUGAAAUGCAAAGACGGUAUCAGGGACGUUCAAACCAAAUACAUCAAACAAAUCAAGAGGAGUGACACUUUAUCGCAGGAUCUUUGUAGAAGUGCUGAAAGCCAGAUAAUCGCUAUUGCUGAUACAUAUAUAAGUCAAGGUGAGAAAAUGUUUGAAAGUAAACAGCAAGAACUUAUUGGAAAGGAAUAAUAGUUUGCUGGAUAGAUAUGAGCAUUCAGGGAGGUUGUUAUGUGGAGAAUAAUCAGAAUCAUGCAACUCACAACUUUAAAAUGGUUUUAUACUAAUUCAUUUAUUAGGUUUAUAUGUAAAUAUAUUUUGUUAUUAAAUGUUUUUCAAUGUU